ACACGCACCCUCGCGCGCGCACAGCCUCCCGCCACCCUGCCCGCCCGCUCGCCGGCGCCCGGAGCCCGCUCUGGCCGGAGAGAGAGAGAGCCGUGCCGCUGAUGACUCCACAGGAGGUGCCCUGGACAUGUGCUGCAGCGAGAGGCUGCCGGGUCUUCCCCAGCCGGUAGUGAUGGAGGCGCUGGACGAGGCCCAAGGGCUCCCUGACAUGCAGAGAGAGAUGCCACCGCCCCCACCGCCCUCUCCGCCCUCGGAGCCUGCUCAGAAACCUCCACCUCAAGGCGCUGGAAGCCACUCCCUCACUGUCAGGAGCAGCCUGUGCCUGUUCGCCGCCUCACAGUUCCUGCUUGCCUGCGGGGUGCUCUGGUUCAGCGGCUAUGGCCACAUCUGGUUGCAGAAUGCCACAGACAUCCUCUGCGCCUCGCUCACACUCCUGACACAGCUGGGACCCACGGCCUGGCUGGGCACCGGGACUUGGGGCAUCCCCAGUCUGCUGCUGGCCUCCCUAUCUGUGGGCCUGGUCCUCGUUACCACCUUGGUGUGGCAUAUCCUAAAGGGCUCCCCGGAGGCACCCACCCCACUGCCCGCAGAGGACAGGCGCCAAUCUGUGAGCCGCCAGCCCUCCUUUACCUACUCGGAGUGGAUGGAGGACAAGGUGGAGGAUGACUUCCUGGACCUGGACCCUGUGCCCGAGACGCCUGUGUUUGACUGCGUGAUGGACAUCAAGCCUGAGGCUGACCCCACCUCGCUGACCGUCAAGGCCAUGGGUCUGCAGGAGAGGCGGGGCUCCAACGUCUCCCUGACCCUGGACAUGUGCACCCCGGGCUGCAACGAGGAGGGCUUCGGCUACCUCGUGUCGCCCCGUGAGGAGCUGGCCCACGAGUACCUGCUCAGCGCCUCCCGAGUCCUGCGAGCCGAGGAGCUGCACGAGAAGGCCCUGGACCCUUUCCUGCUGCAGGCCGAGUUCUUUGAAAUCCCCAUGAACUUCGUGGAUCCAAAAGAGUACGACAUCCCCGGGCUGGUGCGGAAGAACCGGUACAAAACCAUCCUUCCCAAUCCCCACAGCAGAGUGUGUCUGACGUCGCCAGACCCCGAGGACCCGCUGAGUAGCUACAUCAACGCCAACUACAUCCGGGGCUACGGUGGGGAGGAGAAGGUGUACAUCGCCACGCAGGGCCCCAUCGUCAGCACGGUGGCCGACUUCUGGCGCAUGGUGUGGCAGGAGCACACGCCCAUCAUCGUCAUGAUCACCAACAUCGAGGAGAUGAACGAGAAGUGCACCGAGUACUGGCCGGAGGAGCAGGUGGUGUAUGAUGGCGUGGAGAUCACCGUGCAGAAGGUCAUUCACACUGAGGAUUACCGGCUGCGGCUCAUCACCCUCAGGAGCGGGACUGAAGAACGCGGCCUGAAGCACUACUGGUUCACGUCCUGGCCCGACCAGAAGACCCCAGACCGGGCACCCCCGCUGCUCCACCUGGUGCGGGAGGUGGAGGAGGCGGCCCAGCAGGAGGGGCCCCGCUGUGCCCCCAUCGUCGUGCACUGCAGUGCAGGGAUCGGGAGGACCGGCUGCUUCAUUGCCACCAGCAUCUGCUGCCAGCAGCUGCGGCAUGAGGGAGUGGUGGACAUCCUGAAGACCACGUGCCAGCUGCGACAGGACAGGGGUGGCAUGAUCCAGACAUGUGAGCAGUACCAGUUUGUGCACCACGUCAUGAGCCUCUAUGAGAAGCAGCUGUCCCGCCAGUCCCCAGAGUGACCACACUCCUCCUCCCAGCCCCUCCGGGCCCCGCCCAGCAGCCCCGGGCCUUGCCUGGGGUCCCGCCCCUUGCCU
This is a messenger RNA of Chinchilla lanigera (long-tailed chinchilla), 1828 nucleotides long. RefSeq names its product protein tyrosine phosphatase, non-receptor type 5 (striatum-enriched) (gene Ptpn5). The transcript is spliced from 14 exons. The record is from RefSeq and is a predicted model, not a curated record. Bases 128 to 1753 code for a protein of 541 amino acids. Gene Ontology annotation, biological process: protein dephosphorylation. Gene Ontology annotation, molecular function: protein tyrosine phosphatase activity. NCBI's taxonomy places the organism in Eukaryota, Metazoa, Chordata, Mammalia, Rodentia, Chinchillidae.